Molecule: messenger RNA, 1065 nt
Organism: Quercus robur (English oak)
Lineage: Eukaryota; Viridiplantae; Streptophyta; Magnoliopsida; Fagales; Fagaceae
Product: cysteine-rich repeat secretory protein 38-like
Exons: 4
Coding region: 1-1065 (354 amino acids)
Source: RefSeq, a predicted model, not a curated record
AUGGACAAAGAUGUAGUUUCAGCUAAGCUUUUCUUAAUUAUACCGCUAUUCAUGCCCCUUAUCCUUGCUAGUGGAGAACUUCUCGGUAUCUUUUGUCCCAAUGAUUUUAGAAAUUACACUCACAACAGCCCAUUUGAAAACAACCUCAAACAACUUCUUGAGUUAUUGCCUUCCAAUACUUCAGUAACAGGUUUCUAUAACACCUCUAUUGGGGAUGGAGAUUAUCAAGAUACUGUCUAUGGCCAAGCACUUUGUAGAGGGGAUGUCAAUUCCACAGUUUGUCAGAAUUGCAUACAGAAUGUAAGCCAGAAAAUCUUAACACAGUGUAAAAGUGAAGAUGGAAUGAUAUGGUUUGAACUUUGUCAAGUUCGCUACUCCUAUCAGAUGUUCUUCUCCUUGAUGGUUUAUCCUGGAAAGGAUGCAUAUUAUCUGAAAAAUCUGGAGCAAAAUUCAUCACAUCCUGUUUAUUAUAAUGAAGUCCUAACGUAUUUAAUCAAUAACAUCUCAACUGAGGCUUCCUUUGAUCCUUCUAAACGAAUGUUUGUUACUGGGGAAAUUAAAUUUUCAACGGUAACAAUUUAUGGUCUUGUUCAAUGUACUAGGGACAUGUCUGAAGAUAAGUGUCAUAGUUGUUUGCUGUCUGCCUUUGGAUAUUUUGAGACAUGCUGCUUUUCUCUUCGAGGUGGAACUUUGCUUAGUAGAAAUUGUAAUAUGAGGUUUGAGACGUACCAAUUCUACAGCGCCUCAAGUUUGAUAUUGACCUAUCCAAGUUUCGCAGAACACGGAGUUUUUAAAAGGAAGAAUCGGGUGGUGGUAGUGAUCACGUGUGUAUCACUGUUAGUUCUAGCAGUUCUCAGUGGGUCUUGUGCUGUUUAUCAUUGGCGGAAGAAGAGAACACAACCAGGCCCCACUAGAGUUGAGAUUACAGAAGAUGGUGAAUUGGUACCGGGUUCUGAAGAUCUCCGUUUCAUGAAUCUGUCCACUAUAAGGGCUGCUACAGAUGACUUUACAGAUUCGAAUAAGCUGGGACAAGGUGGGUUUGGCCCUGUCUACAAGCAAGCUUAA